Messenger RNA from Antrostomus carolinensis (chuck-will's-widow), 1035 nucleotides. It is a transcript of the gene MRM3, whose product is annotated as mitochondrial rRNA methyltransferase 3. The record is from RefSeq and is a predicted model, not a curated record. Lineage: Eukaryota; Metazoa; Chordata; Aves; Caprimulgiformes; Caprimulgidae. Gene Ontology annotation, biological process: RNA processing. Gene Ontology annotation, molecular function: RNA methyltransferase activity; RNA binding.
CCGCCGCCCCCGCCAGCGGUGGAGCGGAGCGCGGCCGGGCCGGGGCUGUGGUACGAGAAGGCGGCGCCCGGUGACAGGAGGCUGGGAAAAGUGGUGACUAUCGCCAAGUCAAAGAAGUUUCGAGAUCGUCACGGGAAGGUUCUGCUGGAGGGUCAGAGGCUGAUCAAGGACGCGCUGGAGGCAGGAGCUGUGCUGCAGACUCUCUUCUUCAGCACCGUGGGGCACCUGAAGGAGCUGCCCCAGGCAGAGCUAAAACGAGCCAACUUAGUUAAGGUGAAAUUUGAAGACAUUAAGAGUUGGUCUGACCUCAUAACUCCUCAGGGGCUUCUAGGGAUCUUUUCCAAGCCUGACCAUGCCAAGAUGUCCUACCCUGCCGCUCAGCUAACCAGCUCCUUGCCACUGCUCCUCAUCUGUGACAAUAUCCGAGAUCCGGGAAACCUGGGGACUAUUCUGAGAUCUGCAGCAGGAGCAGGCUGUGAGAAAGUCCUGCUCACCAAAGGCUGUGUGGAUCCGUGGGAGCCAAAGGUGCUCUUGGGAGCUCACUUCCGUCUGCCCAUCGUCGCCAACCUGGACUGGGAAUCUCUUCCCAGAAACCUUCCUGCUGGUGUCCAGGUCUGCGUGGCUGAUAACAAAGACCCAGGCACUCAGGCUGAGACCGCGUCUGUGCCGAUGGGAGCGGGCAGGGCUGGCUCUGCUCCUGGGAAAUCCCAACCCGAGGCUGCUCCAGAGCGUGAGGAUGAGGAGGGAGCGGCGGGUGUCUGCCUCCCAGAGCUGGCUGUGCAGCAUUACUAUGAGAACUGGACACAGACUCCAGUGGCAGUGGGGGUCGGCGGAGAGACCCACGGUGUGAGUCCAGAAGCGCUUCACCUCGCAGCCAGCACGGGAGGGAAGAGACUGGUGAUUCCCGUGGUGCCAGGCGUGGAGAGCUUGAACUCUGCUAUCGCUGCUGCCGUUGUGCUGUUUGAGGGGAAGAGACAGUUGUUGUGGAGGCACAAGCAGGAAGACGAAAGGCAGAAGUUCCCUGUAGUGGGCUAA